Messenger RNA from Erythranthe guttata (spotted monkey flower), 1757 nucleotides. RefSeq names its product serine/threonine-protein kinase-like protein At3g51990. Gene Ontology annotation, molecular function: ATP binding; protein kinase activity. The record is from RefSeq and is a predicted model, not a curated record. Lineage: Eukaryota; Viridiplantae; Streptophyta; Magnoliopsida; Lamiales; Phrymaceae. Gene Ontology annotation, biological process: protein phosphorylation.
CCAUACCUUAGGGGGUGUUUGUAAUUUACCCAUAAUAAUAAAUUCCCUCCUCCGUCUUCCUUUUUUUCCUCUUUCAUAAACAUUUCACAUUCACCCACCGCUCUAAUUUCAAGGCCAUGAAAAAGCUGUAAAAAGAUCAUCACCACCCCCACCACCACCACCACCACCACCACCAUCUUUAUAUCUUUCCCAUUUCUCCCCUCCACAUGGCCUUUGAAUCCACAUUCACAAUUCUUCAUCAUGGGUUUUCUUUCUUGCAAUGCAGAGUCCGCCAUUGCCACCUGCGAUUCAUACAACUGGGAAUUAUUAUCUAAGAAGAAGCCCACAAAGAACCGGAGACCCUUCCACAUUACAGAAUUUCAUUUCUCCGAUCUUCACUCCGCCACCAAUGCCUUCUCCGCCGCCAAUCUCCUCGGAAAAGGCAGCCACGGCGCCGUGUACAAGGCUUACCUCCACCAGAUUAAGCUCGUCGCCGCCGUAAAAAAAACUAAGCAAAUCCACCCCACCGGCGCCGCCGGCGCCGCCAAUCCCGCCGAGAACGAGGUGGAGAUCCUAUCCAGAAUCUACCACCCCAGGCUCGUGAAUUUGCUGGGCUUCGCAGUUGAUCAGAACCAGAGCAAAUUGAUCGUGGUGGAGUACAUGCCAAACGGCUCGUUAUUCGACCUGCUCCACGGUUCGGGUAAACCGCCCGGUUGGGUCAAGAGGACCCGGUUCGCGCUGCAAAUUGCAUGGGCGGUUCAGUUUCUGCACUCUUCAAACCCUCCGAUUAUCCACCGCGACAUUAAAUCGUCCAACGUUCUGAUCGACGCCAAGUUCAAUUCGCGGAUCAGCGACUUCGGCUUGGCUCUCAGAGGCCACGUGGAGGACGUCAAGGUCAAGUCCACGCCGCCGGCGGGUACGCUCGGAUACCUCGACCCCGGCUACCUCGCGCCGGGAGACCUCACCACCAAAUCCGACGUCUUCAGCUUCGGAAUCCUGAUGCUGGAGAUAAUCAGCGGCCGGAACGCCAUCGACGUGAAUUACAGUCCGCCGUCAGUGGUCGAUUGGGCGGUGCCGGAGAUAAAAUCCGGCAACAUCACAGGGAUCUGCGAUCCGAGGAUCGGACCGCCGGAAGACACGAGCGCCCUCCGCCGGAUGGCAGCGUUGGCGGUGCGGUGUGUGAGGUCCUCGGCCGCGAAGCGGCCGGAGAUGGCGGAGGUGUUGGAGUGCUUGAAGAGCGUGCACAAAGGCAUGAAGACGCAGUCGCAGAUCUGCGUCAGUUUCAGUCGGCGCGUGGAGCGCGUGUGCGAGGGUUCUCGCGCUGUUGUGAAGUACGAGCCUUUAGAUGAGAGCGUGGAGCUGGUGACGAACAAUAGUAGUACUAGGGUGGGAAACAGAAGGAAAGGGAAAGUAUCUAGUGCGACGAGCGUACAAUUAGAGAGUGAUGUGAUUGGUGAUUGUGUCUUUAGGUCAAAGUCAAUAGGGACAGCUAGCGAGAUUAAAUUCCUGCCGACGGAUCUUACUAACGAACACAUUAAUAGGAGGAGGGUGGGAUUGAGUGUGAAGAUCCACACGGUGAGUCUGAGUAAGUCAAAAUCGAUGGGGUUUUUGCAGAGUAGUAAAAGAUUGGUCAACAACAAUGGUCAUCGCAUUGGCACCAGAAAAUUGGAGGAGUCCAAAUUAUUGGUUGAUUUAGUUGAAAAUGUUAAAGGUGAAGAAAAAUACUGAAAUUUGAAUAUUCAAUCGAUUUUCAGUAAAGGAAAUUAAAUUUAUCCUUA